UCGCUGUCCCCUUCUUUCUCCCAGACGGACCCUGCCCUUCUCCCUUCCGUCGGCCGGCCUGAGCGUUCUGUGGCGGAGGACAGAGACUCUUGACAAUGGGAAGCUCCCUCAGCGGCCUGCGAGGCUGACACCCCACGUCCCCCGUGCCCCCCCCCCCGCCCCGCGCCGCGGCCCGGUAUCUACUUCAAGCGGCCUCUGUGUCCCCUCUGAAUAUCCCUCACUAUGGCGAAGCGCGAGACCGGCAGCACCAGCCCCGUGGUCAGGCAGAUAGACAAGCAGUUCCUGGUCUGCAGCAUUUGCUUGGAUCACUAUCACAACCCCAAGGUCCUGCCCUGCCUGCACACCUUCUGUGAGAAAUGCCUUCAGAACUACAUCCCCCCGCAGUCAUUGACGCUGUCCUGUCCAGUAUGCAGACAGACCUCUAUCUUGCCAGAGAAGGGUGUGGCAGCCCUGCAGAACAAUUUCUUCAUCACAAACCUAAUGGAGGUGUUACAGCGAGACCCGGAGUGCAGCCGACCCGAGGCCUGUAAUGUUCUGGAGUCGGCCAGCGCAGCUACGGCCUGUCAGCCGCUCUCUUGCCCCAACCACGAGGGCAAGGUGAUGGAGUUUUACUGCGAGUCAUGCGAAACCGCCAUGUGUCUGGAGUGUACAGAAGGAGAACACAGGGAACACGUGACGGUUCCGCUGAGGGACGUGCUGGAACAGCACAAGUCGGCGCUGAAAAACCAGUUGGAUGCUGUGCGCAACAGACUACCUCAGCUGACUGCUGCAAUCGAGCUGGUGAACGAGAUCUCCAAGCAGCUUACAGAGCGGAAAAACGAGGCAGUGACUGAGAUCAGUAGCACUUUCGACGAGCUGGAGAAGGCUCUGCACCAACGCAAGACCGCUCUGAUCACCGAGGUUGAGAACAUCUGCAGCACUAAGCAGAAGGUUCUCCAAGCCCAGCUGACCUCUCUGCUUCAGGGCAAAGAGAACAUUCAAAGCAGCUGUAAUUUCACAGAGCAGGCCCUGAGCCAUGGCAGCGCCACCGAGGUCCUGUUGGUCCAGAAGCAGAUGGGUGAGCGGGUCAGCGCGCUGGCACGCCACACCUUUCCUGAGCAUCCCCACGAAAACGGACACCUGGAAUGCCAGGUGGAGACCGAUGGACUGAGGCGCUCCAUUCAGAACCUGGGCGUCCUGAUCACGACCGGGACUGUAGGCCACACCAGCGUCGCCACCGGCGAAGGUCUUCGGCACACGCUGGUCGGCCAGCACACCACUGUCACAGUCACCACGAAGGACAAGGACGGGGAGCUGGUGAAGACCGGCAACGCCGCUCUGAGGGCGGAGAUCGUCUCUGCCGACGGAGUGUGCACCGAAGCGGAGGUGGUGGACAACAAGAACGGCACCUACGAGGUCGGUUACACCAUGCGCUCCGAGGGAGAAUUCACCUUCUCCCUGCUGCUGUACGAGCAACCGGUGAGGGGGAGUCCGUUCCGACUGCGCGCCGUCAAGCCGUCAGACGUCCUGCAGUCGCCAGACGACGUGAAGAGGAGAGUGAAAUCUCCGAGCGGAGGAGGAGGUCACGUUAGACAGAAAGCUGUGCGCAGACCCUCCAGCAUGUACAGCACCACCAAGAAAAAGGAAAACCCCAUCGAGGAUGAGCUGAUCUACAGAGUGGGAACAAGAGGGCGAGAUAAAGGAGAGUUCACUAACCUACAAGGCAUCUCCACCUCCAGUAAUGGACGGAUUGUUGUGGCAGACAGCAACAACCAGUGUAUACAGGUAUUCUCAAAUGAUGGCCUGUUUAAGAUGCGGUUUGGGGUCAGAGGUCGUUCCCCUGGGCAGUUGCAGAGGCCCACCGGGGUCACGGUGGACGUGAAUGGCGACAUAAUUGUUGCUGAUUACGAUAACCGAUGGAUCAGCAUCUUCUCCUCCGAUGGCAAGUUCAAGAGCAAAAUCGGAGCAGGGAGACUGAUGGGGCCCAAAGGUGUGGCCGUGGAUAAGAAUGGACAUAUCAUCACGGUAGAUAAUAAGGCCUGCUGUGUCUUCAUCUUCCAAUCAAACGGGAAGCUGGUGACAAAGUUUGGAGCCAGAGGAACAUCAGACAGACACUUUGCAGAAAAAAGUGGUGCAAACAUUGCACUGGAACAAAAGCUCAGUAAAUCUGGCCCUGUUUUCAGUCCUCACUUUGUGGCCGUAAAUAACAAAAAUGAAAUUGUGGUAACAGACUUUCAUAACCAUUCAGUAAAGGUGUACAACGCAGAUGGGGAGUUCCUCUUUAAAUUCGGCUCCCACGGAGAAGGGAACGGCCAGUUCAAUGCUCCCACAGGCGUUGCUGUGGAUGCCAACGGAAAUAUCAUUGUUGCUGACUGGGGCAACAGUCGUAUCCAGGUGUUCGACAGCUCCGGGUCCUUCCUGUCCUAUAUCAACACAUCGGCGGACCCCCUGUACGGCCCUCAGGGGCUGGCCCUCACAUCUGAUGGGCAUGUGGCGGUGGCGGACUCUGGGAACCACUGCUUCAAAGUCUACCGCUACCUGCAGUAGACCGCCGCCUCGGCCACUGCAAGCACUGACAACGACCCCACCAAUGUUCUCCACCGGGUGCGAACUAAUUAGUUUAACCCCCGUUUGAUGUGUAUUGAAGGUUGUUUGUAAAGUUGGAUAAUGUAGCAUCCUUCAGACAAGUAAUGGAAUUCAAGCUAUGGACAGCUUUUGUCCAAAGGCAUUUUUUGUGCAUUGUACGCUGUUGAUGGUAUUAUUCAACCACAUUUUCUGUGAGACCGGACAGGGUAGGAUAUAGGUUGAAGUAUUUAAAGAGCCAUAACUUGUCCAAAUGCAUGAAGUUUUAUUUUAUCUUAAUGACUAGGCAAUGACACAGUGUACUUAUCGGUUGCUUUUCUCACAAACUAGUUAAUGCUUGCAGUGAAAUGAACAGCGCUUCUCCAGCAAUGAAAUGUAAAAUUUCUCAGUUAUUGACAUCUCCCAUAAACAAAAGUCAUCACCAUCUGUGCAUUGAUUUGCUGUAUGUACUGUAUAUACAUAAAUGUAUAUUGUGUAUAUUAGAUCACGCCCUAUGUAUGUGCUAUGAUUUUAAAACACAGCCUUUUGGCUAUUCAGAGAGCAGCAGUUUAGGUUUUCAGGAUGUUAAGCCGCUGUUUAAAAGUGUUUUUUGAAGAGUGUCAUAUUUAUUGCUAAUGUAAGCAGCACAAUAAUCUUUUUUGUUAAUAUAUGUUGUUUUAAAAGGAAAAAAAUAAAGACAAAAACAUAAUUUAAAUUUAAAUUUUUUUAUACACUAGCACAGCAUUUACAAAUUAUUUUUCUAAAUUGAUGUGCUUUUUUUCUUUGGAGGUUCGCACCUUAAAACAGAAUUCAGUGCCCCAACCCCAACUACCCCCCCGCCCCUCUUGCACAAAAGGAAAAUGUUGAUCAGUGUUUGUGCACUCCGGCAGCUCUUUCUCAAAGCCAUAAACCCAUCUUUGUUUGGGAUGUUUUACAAAAAGGUUUUCUAUUUAACGUUUAUGGCUGAGGAAAUGUGCUCAUAGCUUUUGAUAAUUAAAGAGCUUUAUUCAACAGUUAUAAACCAGAAUGAAGACUUUUCUCAGGAACUACAUCCAAAUUCGAUUAGCACCUCAAUGGAACAAUUUGACACGUUCUUUUUUUUUUUCAUGUAUCCGCUUUCAAUGGUGUGAGAAAAUUGUUAAUUUGUGAAAAUAAGUCUAAAAUCUAAAACCAUGAAAUUGACCCAGAGGGCAUAUGAAUUCUGUUUUACAGUGUUUUCUCUUCUUUUUGGCCUUUACAUACAGUAGGAAACAGUUUGAUACAUAUUUGAUAGUUCAUUAGAUGACAUUUGUCAGCAAACUCUUUUCUGCCUGAGAAUUCACUCAAAUAUGAUACUGUUGUUUGAUAACGUUAUUUCUGAGUUUCUGCCUGCGCGACAUCAAGCCAUGAGCGACUGAAGAAGCUGCGUCGGCAGGGCGGAGGCCGCUCUCGCGCCCCCUUGUGUUAGUUCUUCGUAACGUCCAAAGGAAAGCGAGUGCCGCAGCAAAAGUGUGAGAAAAGGGCGACUUCCUGGUUUGCACUGUGCUCUACACCCAAACUCCCAACAUUCACCUCCCUGAGGCAGUGAUGUCCCGAUCAACAGGAUGUGACCCGACUCACCCGUUGAGUCAGCCAGGAUGCUCUAGUUCUUCAUGCACCUGAUCUGUUGUUUGACUUGUUGCCAAACGGAAUGCCAGACAUCUCUAGAGAGACAAAGGCUCACCUUUGGUCUCUGAAGCAUUUUACACUGCGCUCUGUCUCACCAAUACACAUUUGGAUUUCUCUAUGGAUAUGCACUGGUAAUAAAAGCACAUGGUUUACUGAA
Molecule: messenger RNA, 4345 nt
Organism: Gasterosteus aculeatus aculeatus (three-spined stickleback)
Lineage: Eukaryota; Metazoa; Chordata; Actinopteri; Perciformes; Gasterosteidae
Product: tripartite motif-containing protein 3
Biological process (GO): proteasome-mediated ubiquitin-dependent protein catabolic process; protein polyubiquitination
Molecular function (GO): protein binding; ubiquitin protein ligase activity; zinc ion binding
Source: RefSeq, a predicted model, not a curated record